CGUGUGUCACGUGCAGGUGGCUCCUUGGAGCAACGGGAGCGGCUUUGAAUCCGGCAACGGGGAAGGGCCGUUUGCGAGGGGACGCCGGGCGCGCGGGGGGCUACGUGACUCUCCAGGGCGAUAAGAAGAAAAGUGAUUGGAAAAACAACAGUUGCACAUCUGCUCCACUCUGAUGCCGCUGCCGGUGGCAUUGCAGUCCCGCCUAGCCAGGCGAGGCCUGCUUAAGCAUGUAGAACCUGAGCCAGAAGAGGAAAUAAUUGCAGAAGAUUAUGAUGAUGAUCACGUUGAUUAUGAAGCCACAAGAAUGGAGAACCUGCCACCAAAUUGGUACAAAGUCAUCGACCCAGUUUGCUGCCUCCCUUAUUACUGGAACAUAGAAAGUGAUCUAGUUUCAUGGCUCUCGCCUAACGAUCCCAACUCUGUGAUGACCAAAGCAGCUAAGAAGUUGAAGAACAACUUAGAUGCUGAAAGCAAAACAGAACGCUUCCAUGAUAAGAUUGAGCGGGAGGAGGUGAAGGAGCGUCGCUAUCACCGGCGGGAAGAACUGGCCCCCUACCCUAAGAGCAAAAAAGCGAGCCGAAAGGACGAAGAACUGGACCCCAUGGACCCCAGCGCUUACUCAGAUGCUCCUCGGGGAACCUGGUCCACGGGGCUGCCCAAGCGAAAUGAAGCCAAGACUGGUGCAGAUACCACAGCUGCCGGCCCACUGUUCCAGCAGCGUCCUUAUCCAAGCCCUGGGGCAGUCUUGCGUGCGAACGCAGAAGCUUCUCGAGCCAAGCAACAGGACUGAGAUGCCCACUCCUCCUUUCAUCUUGGAAUGUGUGCGUUAAGUUCUGCAAGGCCCGCUUCAGGACUCCCUCUGGACUACAGACUGGGCUAGCGGUAGUCUUUCCAAAUCUUUACUACAACUCUGGCAUGUCAGCGGUAAGAGAGGGUGAUUUUUUUUUAUCGUUCAGUGGCUUCCGAAAAGCUGCAAAGUUCCCAACAUCUUCGGGGCUUUCAGGAGGCGGUGCACCCUGCAGAAGAAGUUUCACAUAUUUGACUUGCUAACUUCUGCAGAGGACAGUCUCCAUCUCCUUCUCCCAUUCCACUACGAAUUUCUAAAAAAAAAAAA
Messenger RNA from Thamnophis elegans (Western terrestrial garter snake), 1114 nucleotides. RefSeq names its product polyglutamine binding protein 1 (gene PQBP1). Gene Ontology annotation, molecular function: protein binding; lipid binding. The record is from RefSeq and is a predicted model, not a curated record. The transcript has 7 exons. Bases 173 to 790 code for a protein of 205 amino acids. NCBI's taxonomy places the organism in Eukaryota, Metazoa, Chordata, Lepidosauria, Squamata, Natricidae. Gene Ontology annotation, cellular component: cytosol; plasma membrane.